CGUUGGGCCUUUCCAGGUACGAAGUAGUCAAACGAAGAGAGAAUCUUUUUCAGAUUAUUCCCAUCGUCUCUUUCUUCACCCUCUCGCCAUUGUUUGUAGAUCCGCUUUUUCCAGACCCUAAAUCGAGCACCGAUACGUAAGAGAUCAAACAAAGGGUUAAUCAUGGCAAACCAGAAAGGCGCUCUCGAGGGAUUCUACAGACUCAUCAUGCGCCGUAACUCCGUCUACGUCUCAUUCAUCAUCGCCGGCGCUUUCUUCGGCGAAAGGGCUGUGGAUUACGGUGUUCAUAAGCUCUGGGAAAGCAAGAAUAUUGGGAAACGGUAUGAAGACAUAUCUGUGUUGGGUCAAAGGCCAGUUGAAGAAUGAGAGUUCUCCUUUUUAAAUCUCUGCUUACUAAAAGAAAGAAAUGGAAUUUUCCAUUGUUGUUUUUUCACUCAGAAGUCUCCAUCUUUUGUUCAAUAAAUCAUUGCUAUGAUUUUCCAUAUUUUCACCUAAACCGCUAUUUGGUUCUGAUUAGCUGAUUUUUUGCAUUGUUGAAUAUGAUAACAUUCAUCAUA
Molecule: messenger RNA, 557 nt
Organism: Brassica napus (rape)
Lineage: Eukaryota; Viridiplantae; Streptophyta; Magnoliopsida; Brassicales; Brassicaceae
Product: cytochrome b-c1 complex subunit 9, mitochondrial
Exons: 3
Coding region: 163-366 (67 amino acids)
Biological process (GO): mitochondrial electron transport, ubiquinol to cytochrome c
Source: RefSeq, a predicted model, not a curated record